ACUUACCACUAAAAAAAACAAUUUGCAACAGAACUAAAGCAGCUCACCCAACACUAGUACAAGCACACGUUAUGAAGGUCACCUGGAACACCCCCUUAAGCAGCUUGUUCAAGCACAAGUUCGGCAAGUUCAACGUCCAAUUGGAACGUGACAUUAGAACGAGAUUGGACUCUCUUUCAUCGGUCACCAAGAUCUAUGCCAACCCAGAUGGCACUCCAAGAGUCCCUACUGACCAAGAGUUCAAGACCAUCGCCGAUCUCCAGAACUUAUACUAUAAGCGUAACCACUCUGCAUGGAACCUCUUGCUCCCUGGUAUUCCAAAGGAACUGUUGGACUUGUACCGUGACAACACCCAAGACUUGAAAAACUUCCAAUUUGUCACCAAGGAUGCCGGUAAAAUCAUCGAUAAGGUUCCUUACAAGGAUGAAGCCACUGGAGAAUUGCGUUGGAAGGUGAUCAGAGAAACUGAAAAGGCUGAAGGUUGGGAAUUCCCACUCUACUACUUUGUGCUCCCAGUGUUUUUGUAUGUUUGUUACGCCAAGUACACUGCUCACUUCUAUGACAGAGAGAAUUAUGGACCAGACUGGGCCGAAAAGGAAUUGCGUUUGAGAGCCAUGGAAGACUACUUCAAGGGUGACACCGCCAAGGCCACCGAGUUCUUGUCCAACGAAGGCAAGUCCACUCGUGAAAUCAGAGACAGAGACGAUUUGGUCAUUGCCAGAAUUUUGGGUGGAGACUACGACAAAUUAUCUCAAUUAAAGAAGAAAUUGCCUGAAGGUUUAGUCAAGAAGGAAGACAAGAACCCUCACUUGAACAUUUAAAGGAACCAUACCUCCCCUGACCUCCCCUCUCCCCCCAUGUGGUCUCACGAUUAGCCACAGGUAGGCUGUAACACCAUGACGCAACUAACUUCCCACACACGAUCACCCACAUUAGACAGACAAGACAGACAUCGGAACCCAUCGUACACAUGCCAUAGGCGUGUGUAGGCCGUAC
Molecule: messenger RNA, 996 nt
Organism: [Candida] anglica
Lineage: Eukaryota; Fungi; Ascomycota; Pichiomycetes; Serinales; Debaryomycetaceae
Source: the annotation of a GenBank genome assembly